Molecule: messenger RNA, 4765 nt
Organism: Toxotes jaculatrix (banded archerfish)
Lineage: Eukaryota; Metazoa; Chordata; Actinopteri; Toxotidae
Product: phosphatidylinositol 4-phosphate 5-kinase type-1 alpha-like
Exons: 16
Coding region: 245-2026 (593 amino acids)
Biological process (GO): phosphatidylinositol metabolic process
Molecular function (GO): phosphatidylinositol kinase activity
Source: RefSeq, a predicted model, not a curated record
CAGAAAACUGCUGCUUCCGCACUGCUUCCUUGUUUAUUAGUUUAAGGGGGGGAAAAAACUGUGCCUUUAGAACAGAAGAGUUUCAUAUUUUCGUUCCCCGGAACCUGCGACAAGUCCUCCCCGAGAUUUUCGAGUCCCCACCUACUGGAAGUAAGUAAGUGCUCUUUCUCCGACGGAUCUGACAAGGAGAGACUCGGGAUCUGAGCUUCACCACAGACAGGUCUGAGUUCAGUUACUGCUCUGAAUGGCCACAGCUGCAGAGGAGCCUCCAGGGCUGCAGGGCCACACUGGCAAUUCGACUGGGACUCGAAAAAAUGCUUCUACUGAGGGUUCAGGCACUUACAUGUCUCAGAACAUGAAAAAAACGAUCGGCCAUCGUGGAAUUGAUCCCACUGGGGAGACCACGUACAAGAAGACAACCUCAUCAGCCCUGAAAGGUGCUAUCCAGUUAGGCAUCACGCACACGGUGGGCAGCUUAAGCCAAAAACCGGAGAGAGAUGUGCUGCUGCAGGAUUUUGAAGUGGUGGAAAGCAUCUUCUUCCCCCAUGAGGGCAGCAACCUGACACCAGCGCACCACUAUGGAGACUUCAGAUUCAAGACAUACGCCCCUAUUGCCUUUCGCUAUUUCAGGGAGAUGUUUGGCAUCCGGCCUGAUGACUACAUGUAUUCUCUGUGUAAUGAGCAGCUGAUUGAGCUGUCAAACUCUGGAGCAAGUGGAUCUCUUUUCUACGUCUCAAAUGAUGAUGAGUACAUCAUUAAAACAGUGCAGCACAAAGAGGCAGAAUUUCUCCAGAAAUUGCUUCCAGGAUACUUUAUGAACCUGAACCAGAACAAGCGGACCUUAUUACCAAAGUUUUAUGGACUCUACUGUGUCCAGGCCGCGGGUAAAAACAUCCGUAUUGCAGUCAUGAACAAUCUGCUCCCGAGUGCUGUACGAAUGCACCUCAAGUAUGAUCUGAAGGGCUCCACAUAUAAGAGACGGGCCUCGGCUAAAGAGAGAGAAAAGGCUGUACCCACAUACAAGGACCUGGAUUUCAUGCAGUACAUGCCUGAGGGGGUGUUACUGGAGGGGGACAAGUACAGUGCCGUUUGCAAGACGCUCCAGAGAGACUGUCUACUCUUGCAGAGUUUCAAGAUUAUGGACUACAGCCUUCUGGUGGGAAUCCACAACGUAGAUCAGGCCUGUCGAGAGCAGGUGAGUGAAGAGGCGAUGGCAGGGGCCAUGGACCAGAGGAAGCCCCAAGGCCAGAAGUCCCUGUACAGCACUGCUAUAGAGGCCAUCCAGGCAGAGUCAGGGACCAUGGGACCACUGGACACAGAAGACAAAACUGGAGGAAUACCAGCACGGAACGCACAAGGCGAGAGGCUGUUGGUGUACAUUGGUAUCAUUGACAUUCUGCAGUCCUACAGAUUAGCGAAGAAGCUUGAGCACUCAUGGAAAUCUCUGGUUCACGAUGGGGAUACUGUAUCAGUACACAGACCAAGUUUUUAUGCAGAACGAUUUCAGAAGUUCAUGUGCAAUACGGUCUUCAAGAAGAUCUCAUCGAAAACCUCCCCGUCUAAGAAGCGUCGUACGAUGAACCAUGGUCCUUUUAGAAAAACAGCUGGCUCCAAGCCUCUUCUGUUGACCCAGACCAGCAGCAACAGCCAGCAUUCUUUCCUCCAACAGCAAGUCAGCACUGAGAUGACCAGAGAGGACACUGAAGGAGACAACAUCAUGCAGUCAGGUCGUCCUGACCUCCUCCCAAAGACCUUACCACCCAGCAAUGCUGUUGGCAACACUGCUGAAACCAUCGUCUCCUCCACCUUGGGAAACCCUGGACUCGUUCCCCCAAAUCAGCCUGUGGCUCACUCUCAGGACACAUUUAAGUCAGUGGAAGUGGAUUCAGACAACACGUUGAACGAAGACCAGGAGCACAGCACCCCCAAGAGAGCUCAGUGUGGGACUCUCGAAGAAAGUAUCGGUGCAGAGGAUGUAAUCUCACUCGGUGACAUAGUUCCUAGCGCAAGCAAAUGUUCUGUGUAGAUGUGGGAAAGAGAACAGGACUCAAAUGAACCCGAAACAACCUCGGAGGAUGUUAUGAGCAUGGAUGAAAUGUUACAAGCUCCUUGGUGUGAUCUGAGGUACCAAAAUUGGAUAAGUGCAUUAGCGACACCAAGUGGGAUAUUAAAUGUUUUUUUGUUAUUAUUUUUGCGCUUUGAUUUCCAAAUCUGAACAUAGUAUGAGUGUGUUAGUAGGUGGGUGUGUUCUGACACUAGUUAUUGCAGGUACAUUAAUGCUGUGGUUACUGAACACUAUUAUUCAUCUCAUAGGAAUGUUUGUAUGCACACCCAAAGGUAGUUCUUGGAUGUGCUCAACUAAACCAGUGUUCAGGGUAGAGUGUAACAUGAGGACUUUUCCUUAUUUGAGAACAAAACUCCUUCGUUCAAGCCCAGUUCCUUUGAAUUCAUUGUCUAGUUUUUGGACUUAAUUUGUCUUUUGUGAAAUUGCUGAAGCAGAUCCUCAUGUGUUCUUGGCUUUGUAAGUGUCAGGUGUCGAGGGUACUGUUCCUGCUCUAUGUUUGACCUAGAUGCUCUAACACAACACCCUAUUAUCUGGAUUGGGAACACAUUUUUAAAUAAAUAAUUUUUAUUUUUUAAAGAAAUGAUUGUAUUCAUACAUGGUAAUCUGCAGUUUUUUUUUAAGAUUACUGUAAAUGCUGGAAAGAGAGGUGAUUCUCAGCUUGCAGUUUCUAUUUAACCAGCUGUUCUAAUGGACCUUUAAUUCUGUUGAGACUGUGAAUUCAAAAUGCCACUUUUUAUUACUUCUACACUGUAUGAUCUGAUAUCAGUUUCAGGUUUAGUGUUUAGACGGCUUAUGACCAAAUGUGACCAAUGAAUUGAUAAUUCAGAUGGUUGCGGACACAACAAAAAGUGACCUGGGGCCUGUCUCAUGAAGUAGUGAAUUAGUCAGCUACGUUUGGAGCAAACCUCGUCUUUUCAGUAUCACGAUGAGAGCUGGAGUUUGAGCUUGAGUGGUUGCCAUGGUAACGAAUGCCACUGACCGGACCUGCUAGAAGAAGUUUAUAUAUAUAAAUGUAAGAACCACCUCCUCACCAAUCAAGUACAAAAGAGAACAGCGUGACUUUAUUACAAACUGGCACAAUCGCUUUGUUUUCCAUUAUAAUUUAUGGUACUGGAAAUAAUAUCGAUAGUAAGUUCUUGCAGUAUAACCAGCAUCACACCCUGGCAACAAAUAACAAAGCAGAGCAUGGCUAGUUAGUCGCAGGACUUAAUAAAUGUAUUUGUUUUAUUUACAGUUUUAACAUUCCUGAUUGUUCAGUGCAGUCUUAUGCGCGUUUACUGCAGCUGAGCUCCUAAACACUCAGUUGCCUACAUUUUUUGUUGAAACAGUUUUCGGGAGGUGUUGGUUCAAACAUUUUAGAGGCUGUAGUUUGUGGUGUUGUUGAACUGUAUUGCAUUAUCCUGACUGAUGUUUCUAUUAUUUUACUUAGUUAUUUAAAUGUUCUCCAUUAUUACUUUGGAGAAGGGAGGGGGGCAUCCUAAGCUGAUUUUAUUAAAAAUUAGCAGUGUCGGUUGUUUAGAGGUUGGACUUAAAACUAGAAACUGCAUUUUUUUAAUUGACACUUUUCCACUAUUUUCUGUAGUCUGCAGCUAGAAGAAAAAAAAAAAUACCAUGCAUAAAGCAAAUAUAGUAUGGAUUACACAAAUUUUAGAUAUCUAUUACUUUCCUCUCCAGGCUGCUAAUAGACUAGAGUAGAAAGUAUAUAUAUUUUAACACUGAUUUAUGAUGUAUUACCUUUAGUAUUUGAUUGUAAUGUACUCAUGUUCCUGCUUUUUACAUUCAAGCAGUGCAUUUAGUAUGUUGUAAACCACUAUUACUCACAGUUGCAUUAAUUGUAAUGUUAAUAUAACUUUUGCUGCUGCAUUUUCCUCACAGGGAUAAGCAGAUUCACCCUUUUUCUCACUAAAGUCACUGUUGUUGAUUCGCUGAUGUUGCAUGUGAUUAGCUUGUAAUUAAAAACUAUGCUUCUGUCAUGUGCACAAACUCACAGCUGGACCGCUGAAACCCAGGGUUAACAGAACUAUUUGUGUGAGCUUUGUGAGAUAAGUUAUCCAGAAUUCUCAGUGUUAAGUGAGGCUGACAAAGAGACAGGCCCCAUCUAUGGUAUAGUUGCUUUUUUUUCACUAGGAAAAUAUGGUGAUGGCUGCCUGAUGUGUGAAAGUGAAAAAGACCAAAGUGUUCAGCUUUUUCCUGUAAACAAAAACUGGUACAAAAAGUAUUGGUGGUUUGAUGCAAGUUGGUCUUAGCAUUCAGAAUGGUUGCGCUGUGUUUUAACUUGAUGUGAUGGUUGGGUAACUUUAACUCACCAUAUGUAUGCAUGAAUGAAUAGAAUGUGCAAUACAUUGCAAGUGAUUUGACAAUUUUCCAACCAUAAGAUGAACAAGCAUCAUUUGGGCAUUUUCACACAUCCUGUAAAUGGUAUGUGUAAGUUAUUUUAUUAUUUAGGCUAUUGUAUCAAACUGUCAGACAAUGUUCUGUUCCAACAUUACAACUGUGCCUUAUUGUAAAAACUCCAAAGCAGUUAAACAUGCAGCCUAUGAACCAAACAUGUAAAUAUUCAUAUUUAUUAUAGUAUUUAUUACUGUAUGUAUUUCUCUGGUUUCCAAAACGUUUGUUAAUGGUGAUGGUGGUUUAAAAUGUGCCUUUCUUUAGCACAAUGAACCUGUAGCUAUGGCAUGCAACUGUUAAAUCCUCCUGUAU